Dissoconium aciculare CBS 342.82 is the source of this 1545-nucleotide messenger RNA. Its product is annotated as kinase-like protein. Lineage: Eukaryota; Fungi; Ascomycota; Dothideomycetes; Mycosphaerellales; Dissoconiaceae. The coding region runs from base 349 to 1545 and encodes 398 amino acids. Gene Ontology annotation, biological process: protein phosphorylation. The transcript has 3 exons. The record is from RefSeq and is a predicted model, not a curated record. Gene Ontology annotation, molecular function: ATP binding; protein kinase activity.
CUUCAGAUAUCCUCACUCGGUGAUCGUUUAAAACCUCCGAAAGACGAUGCCGAAGUCUACGCAACCAUCGCAUCACUUCGUUCAUUCAACGUACAUCGCCUUUCGGAGACAUCCAUGCGCUCGGCCGAGCCCCUUCUCACGAUCGUGAAGCCGCAACAAUCACGGCGCAACAGUCUUGGACUUCUCCUGAUCCUCGGAACCUGCAAUUCCGCUCUGCAUGGAGAGGAGCGCUCGGCGACAACGAACGCGACCUGGGCCCUCGGCUACGACUACGCAAUAAUUCUCCAGAACACCGGCGACCGCUCAGGCUGGAAGUGAUCCUAGAUCUCGAAUCGAACAUCACCACCCAUGCCGCCUUACAGAUACCAGGUCGGGCAAGGUGAUCAGCGGAACAAGCUCGCCAGCUCCUACCAGUCACUCCUUUCCGAAUUCUCCUCGCCGGAGCUCACCAACGUCGGUAAUUACAGCAUUGGCAAACUGAUCGGCAAGGGCAGCUUCGGCAAGGUCUAUCUCGCAUCGCAUACCCUCACGAAUGGCUCCAAAGUCGUAUUGAAGAGCGCCAACAAAGACGAUGCCAACCUGGCGCGCGAGAUCCACCAUCAUCGCCAAUUCCUACAUCCGCACAUCGCACGACUAUAUGAGGUGAUUGUCACAGAGACUCUGGUGUGGCUAGUGUUGGAAUACUGUCCCGGAGAUGAGCUAUACAACCACCUUCUGAACAAUGGCCGUAUGGAACCGGCCAAGGUGCAGAAGAUAUUCACACAAUUGGUCGGAGCGGUUUCAUAUGUCCAUGGGAAGAGCUGCGUGCAUCGGGACUUGAAAUUGGAGAACAUCUUGCUAGACAAACAUGGCAACGUCAAAUUGGUCGAUUUCGGUUUCACCAGGGAAUACCAGGGCUCGACCAGCUACUUACAAACAUGGUGUGGGACCAUCUGCUACAGCGCACCCGAGAUGAUCAAGGGCGAGAAAUAUGCGGGAGAAAAGGUGGAUGUAUGGAGUUUGGGCAUCAUUUUAUACGCGCUGCUGUGCGGCGAGCUCCCUUUUGACGACGACGAUGAUUCAACGACGAAAACGGCCAUCUUGAAGACCGAUCCGGUCUAUCCCGACCAUUUGCCUCAACCCGCAGUGGACCUCAUCAAAAAGCUGCUUUCCAAACGACCAUUACUUCGGCCUUCCCUAGGAGACAUCCUGAAAGACCCGUGGCUGGCUGAACAUGCGCCGCAGCAGCAGGAAGUGUUGAAGCUCCAACAGCCGCCACCAUUCACAACAGACCUAGAAAAGGAUGUACUCGAGCGAAUGCGGAGUGCUGGAGUAGAUAUCGACAUGGUGAUCGAGAACGUUUUAUCGCAACGCUGUGAUGGCCUGGCGGGCUGGAGCAACGCAAAGAACGCCGAAGAGAGCGAAAACGACGUGAGCGUGAAGCGGAUGCCAAAUCUCUCCGUCGCCUCAGUGCAGCUAGCAGUCGCCUUCUUGCACUUGGUGAGAUCUACGAGGUGGAAGAAGGCAUGGUCCCUCGAUCCCCGCGAACAAGAGGUCGACCGCUGA